CGGGAGCCUCGGAGAGUCUGGCCCCAUCCUCGCUGUGCGUUUAGCUUUUCCAGCCCGGGGCGGCCGCUGCAGCCAUGGCGGACGUGACGGCUCGGAGCCUGCAGUACGAGUACAAGGCGAACUCCAAUCUUGUCCUUCAAGCUGACCGCUCUCUCAUUGACCGGACCCGCCGCGAUGAGCCCACCGGAGAGGUGUUAUCCCUGGUUGGGAAGCUGGAGGGGACUCGGAUGGGAGAUAAAGCUCAACGAACCAAGCCACAGAUGCAGGAGGAAAGAAGAGCCAAGCGAAGAAAGCGUGAUGAAGACCGGCAUGACAUCAACAAGAUGAAGGGGUACACUCUGCUCUCAGAGGGCAUUGAUGAGAUGGUGGGCAUCAUCUAUAAGCCCAAAACCAAGGAGACCCGGGAGACCUAUGAGGUGCUGCUGAGCUUCAUCCAGGCUGCCCUUGGGGACCAGCCACGUGAUAUCCUGUGUGGGGCUGCUGAUGAGGUUCUAGCUGUCUUAAAGAAUGAGAAACUUCGUGAUAAAGAAAGGCGAAAGGAGAUUGACCUGCUGUUGGGUCAGACAGAUGAUACCAGAUACCAUGUGUUAGUGAACUUGGGCAAAAAGAUCACAGACUAUGGUGGAGACAAGGAGAUCCAGAAUAUGGAUGACAAUAUUGAUGAGACCUAUGGUGUUAAUGUGCAAUUUGAAUCUGAUGAAGAGGAAGGUGAUGAAGACGUGUUUGGAGAGGUCCGAGAAGAGGCAUCUGAUGAUGACAUGGAAGGUGAUGAGGCUGUUGUGCGCUGCACCCUCUCAGCUAAUCUCGUGGCCUCUGGAGAACUGAUGAGCUCCAAGAAGAAGGACCUGCACCCUCGGGAUAUCGACGCAUUCUGGCUACAGCGGCAGCUCAGUCGCUUCUACGAUGAUGCCAUUGUGUCCCAGAAGAAAGCAGAUGAAGUGUUGGAGAUUCUGAAGACAGCCAGUGAUGAUCGGGAGUGUGAAAACCAGCUGGUUCUCCUGCUUGGUUUUAAUACUUUUGACUUCAUUAAAGUAUUGCGGCAGCACAGGAGAAUGAUUCUGUACUGUACCUUGCUGGCCAGUGCUCAAAGUGAAGCUGAAAAAGAAAGGAUCAUGGGAAAGAUGGAAGCUGAUCCAGAGCUUUCCAAAUUUCUCUACCAGCUGCAUGAAACUGAGAAAGAGGAUCUUAUCCGGGAGGAGCGGACCCGGAGAGAACGAGUGCGGCAGUCCCGAAUGGACACGGAUCUGGAGACCUUGGACCUGGACCAGGGUGCAGAGGCACUGGCUCCCAGGCAAGUUCUGGACCUGGAGGACCUGGUUUUCACUCAAGGCAGCCACUUCAUGGCAAAUAAGCGCUGUCAGCUUCCCGAUGGGUCUUUCCGGCGCCAGCGCAAGGGCUACGAAGAGGUGCACGUACCUGCUCUGAAGCCUAAACCCUUCGGCUCGGAGGAACAACUGCUUCCAGUGGAGAAGCUGCCAAAGUAUGCCCAGGCCGGCUUUGAGGGCUUCAAGACGCUGAAUCGGAUUCAGAGUAAGCUCUACCGUGCUGCCUUGGAGACAGAUGAGAACCUGCUGCUGUGUGCGCCAACUGGUGCUGGUAAGACCAAUGUUGCGCUGAUGUGUAUGCUGCGAGAAAUCGGGAAGCACAUUAACAUGGAUGGCACCAUCAACAUGGAUGACUUUAAGAUCAUCUACAUUGCCCCCAUGCGAUCUCUGGUUCAGGAGAUGGUGGGCAGUUUUGGAAAGCGCCUGGCUACCUAUGGAAUCACUGUGGCAGAACUGACGGGUGACCACCAACUGUGCAAGGAGGAGAUCAGCGCCACUCAGAUCAUCGUCUGUACCCCUGAGAAGUGGGACAUCAUCACCCGCAAGGGUGGGGAGCGAACCUACACCCAGCUGGUGCGGCUCAUCAUUCUGGAUGAGAUCCAUCUUCUCCACGAUGACAGAGGGCCUGUCUUGGAAGCUUUGGUGGCCAGGGCUAUCCGAAACAUUGAAAUGACCCAAGAAGAUGUCCGACUCAUUGGUCUAAGCGCUACCCUCCCCAACUAUGAAGAUGUGGCCACCUUUCUACGUGUUGAUCCUGCUAAGGGCCUCUUCUAUUUUGACAACAGCUUUCGCCCAGUGCCUCUGGAGCAGACUUAUGUGGGCAUCACAGAGAAAAAAGCCAUCAAGAGAUUCCAGAUCAUGAAUGAAAUCGUCUACGAGAAAAUCAUGGAACAUGCUGGGAAAAAUCAGGUGCUGGUAUUUGUCCAUUCCCGAAAGGAGACUGGGAAGACGGCCAGGGCCAUCCGGGACAUGUGCUUGGAGAAAGACACUCUGGGCCUGUUCCUAAGAGAGGGCUCAGCAUCCACAGAGGUGUUGCGGACAGAAGCUGAGCAGUGCAAGAACCUGGAGCUGAAGGAUCUUCUGCCCUAUGGCUUUGCUAUCCAUCAUGCAGGCAUGACCAGAGUUGAUCGGACGCUAGUGGAGGAUCUUUUUGCUGAUAAACACAUUCAGGUCUUGGUUUCUACAGCAACCCUGGCUUGGGGUGUGAAUCUCCCUGCACAUACAGUCAUCAUCAAGGGCACUCAGGUAUACAGUCCAGAGAAGGGACGUUGGACGGAGCUGGGCGCACUGGACAUUCUGCAGAUGCUGGGCCGUGCCGGCAGACCCCAGUACGACACGAAGGGCGAAGGCAUACUCAUCACGUCUCACGGGGAGCUCCAGUACUACCUGUCUCUGCUCAACCAGCAGCUCCCCAUUGAGAGCCAGAUGGUGUCAAAGCUGCCUGACAUGCUCAAUGCUGAAAUCGUGCUGGGGAAUGUCCAGAAUGCAAAGGAUGCAGUAAACUGGCUGGGCUAUGCUUACCUGUAUAUACGAAUGCUCCGAUCCCCAACACUCUACGGCAUCUCUCAUGACGAUCUCAAGGGAGACCCUCUGCUUGACCAGCGCCGACUGGAUCUGGUUCAUACUGCAGCCUUGAUGCUGGAUAAGAACAAUCUGGUCAAAUAUGACAAGAAGACUGGCAACUUCCAGGUGACAGAACUGGGCCGUAUAGCCAGCCACUACUAUAUCACCAAUGACACAGUGCAGACCUACAAUCAGCUGCUCAAACCCACCCUGAGUGAGAUCGAACUUUUUCGGGUCUUCUCAUUGUCCUCCGAGUUUAAGAACAUCACAGUGAGAGAGGAGGAGAAGCUAGAGCUGCAGAAGCUGUUAGAGCGAGUGCCCAUCCCUGUGAAGGAGAGCAUUGAAGAACCUAGUGCCAAGAUCAAUGUGCUGCUCCAGGCCUUUAUCUCACAGCUGAAAUUGGAGGGCUUCGCUCUGAUGGCCGACAUGGUCUACGUUACACAGUCAGCUGGGCGGUUGAUGCGUGCCAUCUUCGAAAUUGUCCUCAACCGAGGCUGGGCACAGCUUACAGACAAGACGCUGAACCUCUGCAAGAUGAUCGACAAGCGCAUGUGGCAGUCCAUGUGUCCUCUGCGCCAGUUCCGGAAACUCCCUGAGGAAGUCGUGAAGAAAAUUGAGAAGAAAAACUUCCCUUUUGAGCGCCUGUAUGACCUGAAUCAUAAUGAAAUUGGGGAGCUGAUUCGUAUGCCCAAGAUGGGGAAGACCAUCCACAAGUACGUCCAUCUUUUCCCCAAGCUGGAGCUGUCAGUGCACUUGCAGCCUAUCACACGCUCCACUCUGAAGGUGGAGCUUACCAUCACACCAGACUUCCAGUGGGACGAGAAGGUCCAUGGUUCAUCUGAGGCCUUCUGGAUCCUGGUGGAAGACGUGGACAGCGAGGUGAUUCUGCACCACGAGUACUUCCUGCUCAAGGCCAAGUAUGCCCAGGACGAGCACCUCAUCACAUUCUUUGUGCCCGUGUUUGAGCCCCUGCCUCCUCAGUACUUCAUCCGAGUGGUGUCUGACCGCUGGCUUUCCUGUGAGACACAGCUGCCUGUGUCCUUCCGACACCUGAUCCUCCCGGAGAAGUACCCACCUCCAACGGAGCUCCUGGACCUGCAGCCUUUGCCUGUGUCUGCCCUGAGGAACAGUGCCUUUGAGAGUCUCUAUCAAGAGAAGUUCCCCUUUUUCAACCCCAUCCAGACUCAGGUGUUCAACACCGUGUACAACAGCGAUGACAACGUGUUUGUGGGUGCCCCCACCGGCAGUGGGAAGACCAUCUGCGCGGAGUUCGCCAUCCUUAGGAUGCUGCUGCAGAAUUCGGAGGGCCGCUGUGUCUACAUCACUCCCAUGGAGGCAUUGGCAGAGCAGGUUUACAUGGACUGGUACGAGAAGUUCCAGGACAGGCUGAACAAGAAGGUGGUGCUUCUAACAGGAGAGACCAGCACAGACCUGAAGCUCCUGGGCAAAGGCAAUAUCAUCAUCAGCACCCCUGAGAAGUGGGAUAUCCUCUCUCGGCGUUGGAAGCAGCGCAAGAACGUUCAGAACAUCAACCUCUUCGUGGUGGAUGAGGUCCACCUGAUCGGAGGCGAAAAUGGGCCUGUCUUGGAAGUGAUCUGCUCUCGGAUGCGCUACAUCUCCUCCCAGAUUGAGCGACCCAUUCGCAUUGUGGCACUUAGCUCCUCACUUUCAAAUGCUAAGGACGUGGCCCACUGGCUGGGGUGCAGUGCCACCUCCACCUUCAAUUUUCACCCGAACGUGCGCCCUGUGCCCUUAGAGCUGCACAUCCAGGGUUUUAACAUCAGUCACACCCAGACUCGCCUGCUGUCCAUGGCUAAGCCCGUGUACCACGCCAUCACCAAGCACUCCCCCAAGAAACCCGUCAUCGUGUUUGUGCCUUCACGCAAGCAGACCCGUCUCACUGCGAUCGACAUCCUUACCACUUGUGCGGCUGACAUACAGCGGCAGAGGUUCCUGCACUGUACUGAGAAGGACCUGAUCCCCUACCUGGAGAAGCUUAGUGACAGCACUCUGAAGGAGACGCUGCUCAACGGGGUGGGCUACCUGCACGAGGGGCUCAGCCCCAUGGAGCGGCGCCUGGUAGAGCAGCUCUUCAGCUCAGGGGCCAUCCAGGUGGUGGUGGCUUCUCGGAGUCUCUGCUGGGGAAUGAACGUGGCUGCUCACCUUGUGAUCAUCAUGGACACCCAGUACUACAAUGGCAAGAUCCACGCGUACGUGGACUAUCCCAUCUAUGAUGUGCUGCAGAUGGUGGGCCAUGCCAACCGCCCUCUGCAAGAUGAUGAGGGACGCUGUGUUAUCAUGUGCCAAGGCUCCAAAAAGGAUUUCUUCAAAAAGUUCUUAUAUGAGCCAUUGCCAGUAGAGUCUCACCUUGACCACUGUAUGCAUGAUCACUUCAAUGCUGAAAUUGUCACCAAGACCAUAGAGAACAAACAGGAUGCUGUGGACUACCUCACUUGGACUUUCCUGUACCGCCGCAUGACACAGAACCCCAACUACUACAACUUACAGGGCAUCUCGCAUCGUCAUCUCUCGGACCACCUGUCAGAACUGGUAGAACAGACCCUGAGUGACUUGGAGCAGUCCAAAUGCAUUAGCAUCGAGGACGAGAUGGAUGUGGCACCUCUGAACCUGGGCAUGAUUGCUGCUUACUACUACAUCAACUACACCACCAUUGAACUCUUCAGCAUGUCCCUGAAUGCCAAGACCAAGGUGCGAGGACUCAUCGAGAUUAUCUCCAAUGCAGCGGAGUAUGAGAACAUUCCCAUCCGGCACCAUGAGGACAACCUCCUGCGGCAGUUGGCUCAGAAGGUGCCUCACAAGCUGAACAAUCCAAAGUUCAAUGACCCCCACGUCAAGACCAACUUGCUUCUGCAGGCGCACCUGUCCCGCAUGCAGUUGAGUGCAGAGUUGCAGUCAGACACCGAGGAAAUCCUUAGCAAGGCUAUCCGGCUGAUCCAGGCCUGUGUAGAUGUCCUCUCCAGUAAUGGGUGGCUCAGCCCUGCAUUGGCAGCCAUGGAGUUGGCCCAGAUGGUCACCCAGGCCAUGUGGUCCAAAGACUCCUACCUAAAACAGCUGCCUCACUUCACCUCAGAGCAUAUCAAGCGUUGCACAGACAAGGGAGUGGAGAGUGUUUUUGACAUAAUGGAGAUGGAGGACGAAGAACGGAAUGCAUUGCUACAGCUGAGCGAUGGCCAGAUCGCAGAUGUGGCCCGCUUCUGUAACCGCUACCCCAACAUUGAGCUGUCUUAUGAAGUGGUAGAGAAAGAUAGCAUUCGCAGUGGUGGCCCUGUAGUGGUUCUGGUACAGUUGGAACGAGAAGAGGAAGUCACUGGCCCAGUGAUUGCACCUCUCUUCCCACAGAAACGUGAAGAGGGCUGGUGGGUGGUGAUUGGCGAUGCCAAGUCCAACAGCCUCAUCUCCAUCAAAAGGCUGACCCUGCAACAGAAGGCCAAGGUGAAGCUCGACUUCGUGGCCCCAGCCACUGGGGCCCACAACUACACCCUGUACUUCAUGAGUGAUGCUUACAUGGGUUGUGACCAGGAAUACAAGUUCAGUGUGGAUGUGAAAGAAGCAGAGACAGACAGCGACUCUGAUUGAGUCAGUCCAGGGACAGGCAAAGCAUCACCCAUAGAGAGAGGAGCUAAGCCUGGAGCCCCCUCAGAAUGGAGACCAUUGUUCCCAGUGUGGCCCACCCAGCUCUCGCGCUCUAUCUGCACAUUAAGCAGCUGCCAUUGGAGACGGGAUAUCUUGAGGCAUGUUUUUUGUAGUAGUCCUGUUAGACAUUCCAAUAAAACAAUGUGGAGAAACCAA
Molecule: messenger RNA, 6698 nt
Organism: Suncus etruscus (white-toothed pygmy shrew)
Lineage: Eukaryota; Metazoa; Chordata; Mammalia; Eulipotyphla; Soricidae
Gene: SNRNP200
Product: small nuclear ribonucleoprotein U5 subunit 200
Exons: 45
Coding region: 75-6485 (2136 amino acids)
Cellular component (GO): nucleus
Molecular function (GO): ATP binding; nucleic acid binding
Source: RefSeq, a predicted model, not a curated record